Ceraceosorus guamensis is the source of this 2003-nucleotide messenger RNA. RefSeq lists its product as hypothetical. Bases 235 to 1710 code for a protein of 491 amino acids. The record is from RefSeq and is a predicted model, not a curated record. Lineage: Eukaryota; Fungi; Basidiomycota; Exobasidiomycetes; Ceraceosorales; Ceraceosoraceae. Gene Ontology annotation, cellular component: preribosome, large subunit precursor. Gene Ontology annotation, biological process: ribosomal large subunit biogenesis. Gene Ontology annotation, molecular function: nucleic acid binding; zinc ion binding. The transcript has 2 exons.
UUACCUCUGUGCGCCGCGCAUGCGACCGCGAUUGGCGACAGAUGUCCGAGGCUAUUCGAAUCACCCCAAUCAGGCCUCUCCACCUUCAUGACCAUCAUUCUAAGUCACCAAGAGCGCAGCAUAUUUGGCGAUCUACUGCACUUGAGGCUACCAUCAGGCCACCGAUUCUCUAGAUCAAAAAAAUAGUUCGAAGCAGACAUAGGACCCAGCAAACAACAGUCCCCCUCACACGCUAUGGUCGACGUCGCCACCUCAAGUAGCAAUGCCGCCCAAGCCGCCGCGCCCAUGUGGACAUGUCUUUCGUGCUCCAUUGGAUUCCCCUCUCCCGACGCGCAAAGAGAGCAUUACCGGAGUGACCUUCAUCGCUACAACAUGAAGAGGAGAGUUGCUGGUUUGCCCCAUGUCAGGCCCGAUGUCUUUAGGGAGAAAGUAGAGGAGAUCAACGCUGCUGGUACAGAGCCGGUCAAAGAGGCAGGCAAAUGCCAAGCGUGCGCCAAAUCCUUCGCCACCGCAAAUGCAUUCCGCACCCACGUCAACUCCCGAAAGCACAAGGAGAAUGAAGCGUUACUCUCGCGAGCGCGAGCCAGUUCCUCCAAGGUGACCCCCUCCAUCUUGCACUCAACUGCCGCCGAGAGUGAGCACGCAGCGCAAACGGCAGCAUCUCCAGGAGACACUGCGCCUGCUGGGGAAGGCUUGGAAGACGUUAGUGAUCUGCAGAAAGCCCUCGCUGCUGCCAGUACCAAUGCUGCAGCUUCCGCAGCGAUCCUGAAUGGCACGCUGGAAGUGCCUGCGGACGCUACAGAAGCAGAGAUCGAAGCUGCGAUCGACCUGCGCAUCGCUUCCUCCAAGCGCGUGGAUCCUUCAAAGGCGUGCAUGUUUUGUCUCAAAGCCGGCUUCAGAUCGCUCGACGAGACGCUGGAACAUUUGCGCAGCCACCAUAGCUUUUUCGUGCCGGACCAAGAGUACUUGACGGAUCUGGCAGGGCUCAUGGUCUAUCUAGCAGACAAGGUUAGCGUUGGGCAUCUGUGUCUUUUCUGCAAUGGAAGAGGAAGAGGUUUCAACAGCGCAGAAGCGGCUCGAUCUCACAUGCUGGACAAGGGUCAUUGCAAGAUUGCAUACGACUCAGACGAGGAUAUGCUGGAGCUGAGCGACUUUUACGACUUCUCCUCGAGCUAUCCAGACGCAGAGUGGGAGGAUGUGGAAGGCACAGUCGAUGGAGAUAGUGACGAAGAGGAAGACGUGGACACCGAGACCGAGACGGAGGAUGCCACUGAUGCAGGCACAGUGGCUACGACAUCUAGCAAACGAGUCAGACCCGACGCGCAAGGAGUACGGUUUGGUGACAACGAGAUGGAAUUGGUGCUGCCUUCGGGCGCUAGGCUGGGCCAUCGAGCUCUCCGACACGUCUAUGACCAAAGGUUGAGACCGGCCGGUCGAGAUGUAGAUUCCGCCACGCACGGCUCAGCAUUGGCCCAUCGACUCGCGAAUCGAGCCAUUGCAGCUCGCAAGACGGAGCAGCAGGACGCGUCCGGACUGAGUCUCGCACAGCGCGGCGGGAAUGUGGUCAAAGCCAAAGACAGGGGCCAGGCAAGGGAAGCCAAGAGGCAUAUCAAGGAAUUCAGGGAUGUUCAGCGCCGAGAGCAAUUCAAGACCAGAGUGGGCUUCAGAGCGAACAACCAGGCCCACUUUAGGGACCCCCUGCUACAAUGAUCGCCCGUUCGCAGCUCCUUUAUCAGUCCCGCUCUUUCCCCACUGUUCCGAUCCUUGCUUGCCCCGAUACAUAUCCCCUUCGCGACGCCUGCACGCUGUCAAUCAAUGGGAUGGGAAGGGGAACGUCAAAUUGCAAGCGUGCGUCACCAGAGGCAAAGGAGAUGACAGAGGCGUGAAGGGGAUCGUGAUGAUACAGAACGUCAAAGAGGUGACCGUACGAAGCGGAAUGUGCGCGAUGGAUCGUCGAGCGUAUUGCAACCUGAAAAGCUUAUUGAAGCAGUCCUGCGAGAAGG